Messenger RNA from Thecamonas trahens ATCC 50062, 579 nucleotides. RefSeq names its product tRNA (guanine-N(7)-)-methyltransferase. NCBI's taxonomy places the organism in Eukaryota, Apusomonadida, Apusomonadidae. Gene Ontology annotation, cellular component: tRNA methyltransferase complex. Gene Ontology annotation, molecular function: tRNA (guanine(46)-N7)-methyltransferase activity. The transcript has 3 exons. The coding region runs from base 1 to 579 and encodes 192 amino acids. The record is from RefSeq and is a predicted model, not a curated record. Gene Ontology annotation, biological process: tRNA methylation; RNA (guanine-N7)-methylation.
AUGAAGUAUCCGGUCAAGCCGGACUUGUACCCGUGGCAUGAGGUGUACCCGGCGUUUGUCAAGCCCGAGAUGAGCUACGCAGAGAUGCCCAAGGUCGAGAUCGCUGACAUUGGCUGUGGAUUCGGUGGUCUCCUCAUGGCCCUCUCGCCACUCUUCCCUGACACCCUCAUCAUGGGCAUGGAAAUCCGCCUCAAGGUCUCGGCCUACGUCCACGAGCGCAUCGUCGCCGCCCGUGCCAACGGCAACGGCUGCCAGAACCUUGCAGUUACUCGGACCAACUCGAUGAAGCACCUCGCCAAGAACCACCGCCGCCGCAUCAUCUCCCAGGCCCUCCUCGCCGAGUACGCAUACACCCUCAGGGUCGGCGGUAUGCUCUACACCGUCACCGACGUCCUUGACCUCCAUCAGUGGAUGGUCGAGCACCUCGACGCCCAUCCGCUCUUUGAGCGCAUCCCGGACGCCGACGUCGCCGACGACCCGUGCCUCGUUGCCGCAAUGACCAAGACUGAGGAGGGCAUCAAGGUGGCCCGCAACAGCGGCGACAAGUACCCCGCCGUCUACCGCCGCAUCGACGCGUAG